CAUGCUUGACAUCCGACAGGCGAAGCAAGGGCCGUUCCGUUCCUUCCUUCGGGCGGACGGCGAAAAUCACUCCGCUUCAGCACAUCACAGUAGUGUUACCGAAUUGACCUACUACCACGACCGCUGCUCGCUCGGAAGCUACUCGACGGAUCGAAAGAAGAUCAAGCCUGAGGAAUGUCAGAUCGUCCCCUGCUCGAUGCAGGCAAUUACAAUCCGCGCUACGGUGCCUCCGAGUCUGGCAGCAGCAAUGACAAUCCCUUACUCCCAUACAUUGAUGAACAGAGCAGACCUGUCGUGGAGAAGAAGCUUCUCCGUAAGCUAGACCUUCGAGUAGCAUUCCUGGUUCUGAUAUACAUUAUGAACUACAUGGACCGUGGUAAUGCAGCUGCAGCGAGGUUACGUGGUUUUGAGGAGGACCUCAACAUGAAUGGGAAUCAGUUCAAUACGCUCAUUAGCAUCCUCUAUGUGGGAUACUUGUUAAUGCAGGCUCCUUCCAAUAUAUUCUUAGACCGCAUGAAAAGACCAUCGCUAUACCUCUCAAGCUGCAUGGCAAUAUGGGGUGCUAUCACCUUGUUCAUUGGUACGGUACAAACGUAUCAUACAGCUCUGAUCUUGCGCUUCCUCCUUGGAUUUGUCGAGGCAGCAUUCUUUCCCGGGGCUGUAUUUCUUCUUUCGCGAUGGUACAAACGGAACGAACUAGGGCUACGAACAGCGCUUCUUACUUGCGGAAGCUCAGUCAGUAAUGCCUUUGGCGCCCUUAUAGCAUCAGGAAUUUUGGCGGGCCUAGACGGCACACUGGGUUUCACGGCUUGGAGGUGGCUUUUCCUAGUGGAGGGCACUUUGACCAUCAUGGUUGCAGUGUGUGCAAUCUGGAUUUUACCAGACUUUCCUUCAACUCCGAGCGUCUGGCUGUCGCCUGAUGAGCAGACACUGGCGAAACGACGGAUGGAAGAGGACACUCCAACCGGAAAUAAGGAUCAAAGCAAGCCUGAAGAGGGAUUUUCUGGUCUUUCCGAGGCUCUUAUGGAUUGGAAAGUAUGGUGGCUUGGGGUUGCCCUUAGUUUCAUGAUUGCUUCUUUAUCAUUCGGCAACUUUUUCCCCACAUUAUCCGCUACAAUGGGUUACAAUGCAACUAUCAGCCUCUUGCUCUGCGCACCCCCGUGGAUUUUGGGGACUGCGACCUCAUUUUUUGUGGCCAGGCACUCCGAUGUAACUGGCGAUCGCUUCUGGCAUAUCACUGGUCCGCUACUUGUCGGCAUCGCUGGGUUUGUGAUUGCAAUAUCCACCAUGAAUACGGCUGUUCGAUAUCUGUCAUUAUUCUUUAUGACUCAGUCCUCAGUUGCCUAUGUUGUCUUUUUAACUUGGGUAUUGAAUACCUUUUCCCAAUCGCGGCCGAAAUGCGCUGUAGCCAUUGCAUUUAUAAACUCGAUGGCAACAUUUGGCAACAUUGGUGCACCGUACUUCUGGCCAUCCAGUUGGGGACCUUCAUACGUGAAUUCAUAUCUCAUUUGUAUCCUGACAAGCACUAUAUCUAUCGCGAUGUGCUGGGUAUUUAGGAAGCACCUUUCUCGGUGCAAUGAAGUUGCGGAAGCCGAAGAGCGCGCUCUGGGGUUGCCCAAAGGGUUUAGAUAUUUCCUGUAGCACUCACUGCUCGACUGGGGCUUAUGGGUAACAGUGGGCGGUGCAUAUAUAGAUGUACAGUUCACACCACAAGAAGAAUUUGGAGGAAAAAAGAAAAGAGGAACAUCAAAAAUGGUUGAAUGAUAAGAGCUACAACCUGAG
Molecule: messenger RNA, 1782 nt
Organism: Suillus bovinus
Lineage: Eukaryota; Fungi; Basidiomycota; Agaricomycetes; Boletales; Suillaceae
Product: MFS general substrate transporter
Exons: 11
Coding region: 175-1641 (488 amino acids)
Biological process (GO): transmembrane transport
Cellular component (GO): membrane
Molecular function (GO): transmembrane transporter activity
Source: RefSeq, a predicted model, not a curated record